This is a messenger RNA of Episyrphus balteatus (marmalade hoverfly), 5052 nucleotides long. RefSeq lists its product as uncharacterized. The record is from RefSeq and is a predicted model, not a curated record. Bases 1216 to 4215 code for a protein of 999 amino acids. NCBI's taxonomy places the organism in Eukaryota, Metazoa, Arthropoda, Insecta, Diptera, Syrphidae. The transcript has 5 exons. Gene Ontology annotation, molecular function: protein binding.
UCAAUUUCGUCUAGAGAGGAUAACGUUUUGAAAGCUUCUGCCAUGUAACACGGUGCAAAAGUGUUAAGUGUGCAUAGUGUCUUUUGCAUUUCAAUAUUAAAUCCCCAAGGGGAUUCAUGUGUGUGAAAUCCUUUUAGAAAAAUCACAUCUAGAUAAAAGGCUAAAAAUGAAAUAAAAAUUCAAAAAAAAAAAAAGGAUAAGCGUGUGAAUUCCAUUAGCUUCGCGUCCUCGUUGUCGGGGUUCUCUUGGUUCUUCGGUUGUCGUUCUCGUCAUCCUUAUACAUCGUCAUCAUCGUCCUCGUUCAUCACUUCACAUUUUUAUAUAUUUUGUGACUGUGCACAGUGCAACGAAAACAAAAAAAAAAAAAAAAAAAAAAUUGAAAAAAAAAAUAAAAUAAGUAAAAAUUCUAGGACUGCAUGUAGGAUAAGAUAGAAAAACACACACACACACACUACCACCCACUCCCACUCUUAGCCCGCAAAAACACACAUAUGUACUUUUGUAUUUUGCAUAUUAUAUGCUAUGCAUAAGAGGCAGAGGGAAUAAAUUACUAAAGUGGUACUACACUCAACUCUGAAGACGUCUAAAGUUGACAGCCAGCAACAACAACAACAACAACAGCAACAACAUCAACAGCAUCACAUCAGAGUACUUGAGUUUAGCUUCAGCCAGCUCUUUGCUCCUGCUCCUGAAUUUUGAUCCUGAUUCGUAUAGAGAGAUUCUUCGUCUUCUUCUGCUGACUCUUCACACAGUUCAGGAAAUCAAAUACCAAAGCUAAAACAGAGAAGCCAUUAACAUCAUCAUCAACAUCCUGAUGAUGAUGAUCAUCAUCAUCAUCAUCACUAACAACAACAUCAUUUAAGAGAUUGCCAUUGCUACUAUACUCGAUUGCCAAAUGAAAAUCAAAUGAAAAUUACGAAUUCAUUAAGCUGCCUAAGUGACAUGAUACCCGACAACGUCCCAUCGAACUGCUACCAAAAUCCACUUCUACUACUCCACUACGAAGCCAACAACUCUGCCGCCAUCAUCCGUCGUAGUUGUACUUGUUGUUGCUCCUCGGAUAUUCACAGAUAGUUAUGGCAUGGACGGAGCAUCAUCCGACCGGCACGCAUAACCAUCGAUAUCUGCUCCACCAGCAGCAGCAACAACAACCGAACCACUCGUCCACCCAAAUGUGGAGUAAUCAAUUCAACUUCUACAACAGCCUGAUAUGCCAUGGCCCCAAUAAAUCGUCAAUUAGCCACAACAGCCACAAGAAGUACCACCAAUCUAACCACCAAAACAAUAAUAGAAUCAGUAGCAGCAGAAUCAUCGUCGAACUCGAAACAACCAAACAGCCAUCACCAGUGUAGACCAAAGAGGAAUUCAAAAUUUAGCCUAAGCUCCUCGUCGCUCCUCGUCCUAAUGAUGUACGCUGCCCUCUCUGGCCAAUUAAUGGCCGACUGCCCCAACCUGUGCGAGUGCAAGUGGAAAAGCGGCAAAGAGUCCGUUCUGUGCCUUAAUGCGAAUCUCUCUCAUGUCCCGCAACGCCUUGACGCCGGCACCCAAGUGCUCGACCUCACUGGCAACGAAAUCACCAGCAUCCCACACGACACAUUCGCCAAUGCCAAUCUCCUCAACCUGCAAAAGGUAUUCAUGGCCAAGUGCCGUUUGCGAACCAUCGAACGGUUUGCGUUCCGCAAACUGAGCAAUCUCGUCGAACUCGACCUGAGCUACAACCAGCUAACGGCUGUGCCGUCACAGUCUUUCGAAUCCAUUCCCGAGCUGAGGGAAAUAAAACUAACUGGCAAUCCAAUUUACCGUGUGGCGGCCGAGGCCUUUGUCCGAGUGCCGCAAUUAGUGAGACUGGAACUGAGUGAUUGUAAGAUAGGUGUGGUCGAGUCGAGGGCAUUUGCCGGUCUCGAGGUGACCCUGGAAUGGCUCAAAUUGGAUGGCAAUCGACUGAAUGACAUACGUUCGAGUACGUUGACAGUGCUGAGCAAUUUGCAUGGCCUUGAAUUGGCCCGAAAUCAGUGGAAUUGCUCGUGUGCCCUUCGACCUCUGAGGUCGUGGAUGUUGCGCGAGAAUAUACCCUAUGGGAUACCACCCAUCUGCAGGGCACCGCCCAGGUUGGCCGGGAAGACUUGGGACAAGAUUGAUUUGGAUGAUUUUGCGUGUGUGCCACAGAUAAUAGCAACAGACACUACAGCGCAUGGGGUCGAAGGGCGUAAUGUGACAAUGAGUUGUUAUGUUGAGGGUGUACCGGAGCCAAAUGUACGAUGGAUGGUCAAGAAUAGGGUAAUUGCAAACCUCUCUGGAGAAUCAUCACCACGAACAUCCGCCACUACCCAAGGACGCAAAAUGUAUGUAGUCAAUCUACUGCGGAAUGCCUCCAAUUUGACAAUCCUAACCGCCGACAUGCAGGAUGCUGGCAUUUACACGUGCGCUGCUGAAAACAAAGCUGGAAAGGUGGAAGCUAGUGUCACAUUGGCAGUGUCACGUCGGCCGCCCGAGGCGCCACUCGGUGUAAAAAUCAUCCUGGUGUGCAUCCUGAUUGCUUUGCUCUUUGUCGUGGGUUCAUCGUUCGCUGCCAUUUGUUUUUGUUCGUUGAGGAAACGACGGAAGAUGCGUCUGUGGAAUACGCCAGCGGCUCGUACGGAGAGUUAUGAGAAAAUCGAAAUGAGUGGCCGUGGUAACAAUAAGCCAUCACAUGAUAUGAGACAGUUCCGUUUGUCACAGAGUACAGGAGACAGCAAUGGCGGCGGUGGUGGUGAUGAAAAUGGUUGGCUGGGUCGACAUAUUGAGAAUGGUGGGAUUGCACUUGUGAAUACAACGGCCGAUGCAAGACGGAAUGGAGAGUACCGAAACGUGCCGACUGAUGACGAUGGUACCGGAUAUGAGGAUAGUGACAAUAAUGGAUGUACGAGUUUUAGUUUGCCACUGCAUCAAGGAGGACCAUCGUCAAGGAAGGAUGUUAGCGGUGGUGGUGGUGGUGGUUCUGGGAAUACACAACGAUGGAUGGGUGUGACGUUGAAGAGUAGUCCGCAAGAAGUUAGGCGGAAAAACUCUUUGGGAGCGGAUACAGAUGCUGAUCUACACAUACCAAGGCUUAUUGAUAUAAGCUCUGUGCCAGAGACUGUAGCAAGUUCGAUCUCAAGUCAAGUUGAUGCAGCUGCACGCCUCUCAGCUGGCUACACAUGGUCAGGUAAAAAAACCUCCCCUCUACUGGCAAAACCUUCAAACGUUGCAACGACUUACAUUGGAGACGAUGUCAACUCUUCUGUAUUCUGUUCCUCACGAACGCCCGACGUAGAUUUCUUCGACAGCAAGUAUCCAGAUCUCCUGGAUAUGUCAAAAUACACCAAUAUCACAUCGACACUGCCUACUUCGUCAAUAGUAAGUACAACGAGUGCAAUUGGUGGUGGCUUAUGCACGUUACCAAGAAAGCUGAAAAAUACGGGCAAGUACUUUAAAAAUUCCUCCGAUAGUCAGUCGCCAUUGUUGGCUGAUAAUUCUAGCAAAUAUGGCAGCAGUACACUAGGCGAUGCAACGUAUCUUGGUGACUUUGCUCUAGGACGAAGGUUCUCUGCGGAGUCAUGUUCGAAUUACACAGGUGUUCGAACAACCAGUCAACGAUCUAACAGCUAUCUCAAUCUCGUACAAAGUUCCAAGGCAGGUGGAGGAGGUCUACCACCACCGGUUAGUACUCAUCGACGUAAUCCCAGCCUGCCUUCGUCACCUGUACACGAGGCUUCGAGUACAGCUCAUCAUCAAAGAUCGUUUAGUUCAGCGGCAACGCCACUUCUCGACUUUAGUAGCCUAACAAGUCGAUCUGGGGGCGUGCCACCACCGCCGCUGCCACCAUCAACCUCAACUGUGACAGCCUACGACUACCAUGCGGCACAGCUGGAACGAUUCCUGGAAGAAUAUCGAAAUCUUCAGGACCAGUUGUGUAAAAUGAAAGAAACCUGUGACACGAUUCGAAAGAAGGAAGCACCCCUCCGAGGAUCUAUGGGUCAUUCGGCACAAUUUGCCGACCCAGUGAUGUAUAAUGCUGCUUUAGCUAAUAGCCCAUUGGGUGGUGAUUGUUUAACCCCGCCAAAUCCUAAGACUGCAAUGCUUAAGAAUAAAGCAGUUUUACCGGGUCAGCCACCAGAACCGCCACCAUAUUGGCUCCAUCGAAAUGUUAUGUUGAAACGAUUAAAUGACUCACAAACUGAUAUAUUCAAAAGCUAACUUUUGGAGGAAGAUGAAGAUGUAGAAGAUGAAAAUGGGUUAGCAUAAGUUAGUUAAAAAAAAAAAUAUAAGGUGCGUUUCUCUAUAAAAAAAAAUGUAGCUAUUCUCCGUUAACAAUGUUUUUAAAAAACAAUUUUUCAACUUAAAGACAGAAAAAACCAAAAACACAGGACAGAUUUAUAUUUAUAUAUAAAGAGAGAAUAAUAAACUGAAUUUAGUAUAAAAACACAAGAAAAGAAAGAAAAAGAGACAGAGAGAGAACCCUCUUUAAUUUAUAUAUAAAAUUUCCUCUUAAGCGUAUUCUAAGAGAAUAAUCUCUCUUCAAGAUGGCGUAGCUAAAAAAAAAAUAAACACUGGUGGAAAGAGUGAUGACGAUGAUGAUGAAGUUAACUUAAGUCUUUCUUCGAAUCUACACAUAAUCAAUUAGAUUAUUAUACAAAUUAAUAAUUAAAAAAACAGAAAAAUAUAUCUAAAAAAAACUUGAAAAGGUAACUGAAAAGUGAUUGAAAGAUAAAAGAGAAGAGAACAAAAUAUAAAAAUAUAAAGAGAAAUGCUAAAAUCAAAGAUCAUUUUAUAGUGUAACUAUAUUGUAAUUUUAGGGAAAAAUUCAAUUAUAAGCAUAUUUAAGAAAUUUAAAAAUAAAAUUAAUAAAAAAAAGAACUAUAGAAAAAACCAAAUUUAAUAUAAUAAUAUAAAAAAAAAAAAUAAAUGAGAGAGAGAAAGAGUUAUAAAUUUUUUGUACAAUUUGGAUAUUGAGAGAAUGAAAUUUUAAAAAUAAGAAAAGAAAAGAGUAAGGGUGGAUUUUAAAUGGCUUAUGGGGCUUAAUUUUUUACAAAA